Messenger RNA from Brugia malayi, 1131 nucleotides. It is a transcript of the gene Bma-let-756, whose product is annotated as Fibroblast growth factor family protein. The transcript has 7 exons. NCBI's taxonomy places the organism in Eukaryota, Metazoa, Nematoda, Chromadorea, Rhabditida, Onchocercidae. The record is from RefSeq and is a predicted model, not a curated record. Gene Ontology annotation, molecular function: fibroblast growth factor receptor binding; growth factor activity. Gene Ontology annotation, cellular component: cytoplasm. Bases 1 to 1131 code for a protein of 376 amino acids. Gene Ontology annotation, biological process: cell differentiation; positive regulation of gene expression; regulation of cell migration.
AUGAAUGGUGUAGCAACAACUGGUGGUGCAUCUACGCCUUUUCCUCCUGCUUCAUCAAAUUUUCAACUUUUCGGCGCUUCUUCUUCAUCAGCUGCUGCUGCUCCUGCUGCAUCUUCAUCUCUAACGUUGAAUUUGUUACCGUCAAGUGAUUACAUUACGUCAAGUUUAUUAGCUAAUUGUGCUCGACAAGUUCAACAACUUAGGUACACCAGGCAUACUCGACGAUUCUCACCUCGUCAUGAUGGACCUAAUCGAGAGGGAGCUCUUUUUUGUCGUUCUGGUACAUGGGUGGAAAUUUUGGAUAAACGUACAGCUGAAUAUGAAGCUAAAACGAAUGACUUAUCAAGACCAGAAUACGUACGUGGUACACGCUUAGAAAAUAGUCGAUUCAGUAUAUUGGAAUUUAUAUCGGUUGCAUUUGGUUUAGUAAGUAUACGUGGACGUGAAUCACAACGUUAUUUAUGUAUGGAUCGUGAAGGUCGCUUAUAUGCUGCGUUACAAAAAAAUUAUUCAAUGGAAUGUGUUUUUAUGGAGGAAAUGCUUGAGAAUUAUUAUAAUUUAUAUUCCUCCUGUGCAUAUGGUACACCUAAGAAACCGUGGUAUAUUUCGUUACGUAAGACCGGUCGACCACGUAAAGGUAAAUAUUCUCGUAAACGUCGAAAAUCAUCACAUUUUCUUGUUGUACACUUUGAUGAUGAUCAAGAUAAUAGUGAUUCUGGUGGCUAUUCGUAUUCCGGUGAUGGUGAUUCCAUUCAUUUUUCUAAAACACAAAUUGUUCAACCCAAUCGUUAUGAUUAUCUAACACAUUAUACUUCUGAUGAUGAUAAACCACCGCCUCCAAAAAGUUUGGAUGAUAUUUUACCGGGUACACUGCAACAGCACCCUCCUAAGAUGUCGCUUACUAGGCAAUAUUCACCAAUUGAAAUGGCACGAUGGAUUUUAGCUCAGCGACGUACAAAUGAUGGUAAUCGUAAAAUGUCACGUGAAGAACGAAAUGAUAUUCGAAGGAGAAGACGAAGGAAAAGUCGUUUGGAGCGGGAGGAGAGGCAGCGACAGCGACGACGACAAGAACUCGAAUUAAAACGUGCUAACGCGUACAAGGAGCAGUUAUGGCAAAAUAGGCAACAGUAG